AUGACCUUAGAAUAUACAAACAUCGAGGACUUUCCGGAGAUUGUCACAGAUCUCCGGAAAACAUUCUCUAAAAACGUAACAAAAUCGAUUGCAUAUCGAAAACAACAGCUCCAACAACUUUAUUACUUGAUUGAGGAAAACGAAGAAUUAAUUUUCGACGCGGUCGCCAAAGAUUUUCAGAGAUCGAGAACAGAGGCUUGGCUAGGUGAAACGGCAUUGCUUAAGGCGGAAAUUAUCGAAUUUGUCAAUAAAUUGGAUGAAUGGGCGAAACCGCAAAUUGUUGAAACGUCAAUUGCGUACAAGUUUAAUAAGUGCUACAUUAUCAAAGAGCCAAUAGGAACCGUUCUCAUUAUUGGAACGUGGAACUAUCCGAUAUCGCUAUCACUAGCUCCAUUUGCAGGAGCAAUGGCAGCGGGUUGCACAGCAAUCUGUAAACCAUCUGAGGUUGCCACCCAUUCUGCUAAACUCAUAGGCGAGUUGUUCCCGAAAUAUCUAGAUCAUAAUGCCUAUCGCAUUGUGCAAGCCGGACCGGAAGGAACUGUCAAGUUGCUCGAACAGAAGUUUGACCACAUUUUCUAUACGGGUUCAACUGCUGUCGGGAAAAAGGUUAUGGAAGCUGCUGCGAAAAAUUUAACACCUGUUACUCUUGAACUUGGCGGUAAGAGUCCAGUAAUUGUGGCAAAUGAUGCGAAUAUUCUGAUUUCUGCUAAGCGUAUUAUUUGGGGAAAGAUUUAUAAUUGUGGACAGACAUGCAUAGCGCCGGACUACAUCAUCUGCGAAAGACUAGUGCAAACUGCGUUGAUAGAUUCAAUUCCUAAAGUCCUUGAAGAAUUCCUAGGAGAAAAUAUAAAACAAAGUAAAGACUAUGCACGUAUCGUGAAUCAACGACACUUUGAUCGUCUGCAGAAUAUGCUUCUAUCGACCAAAGGAAACAUAUUAAUCGGCGGAGAUUCCGAUCGUGAUGAUUUAUACAUUGCACCAACCGUGGUGACUGAUGUCACAAAAGAAGAUAGUCUAAUGCAGGAAGAAAUUUUUGGUCCGAUAUUGCCGAUUGUAGUUGUUGAAGAUAUCGACGAAGCUAUCGAGUUCGUGAAUAACAGAGAAAUACCAUUAGCUCUUUAUCCAUUUACUAGUAGUAAGAAACUAGCAAAGCAUAUACUUGACAAUACGCAAUCUGGUGGUGUAUGCGUGAACGAUUGUAUUUUACAUUUUGCAAUUCCAACUCUACCAUUCGGUGGCAAAGGAAACUCCGGAAUGGGCAACUACCAUGGCAAGAAAUCAUUUGACACAUUCACUCAUGAACGCAGCACAAAUGAAACACCAUACUACGUCGAGAAACUUUUAGGUUCGCGAUAUCCACCCUACACAAACUUCAAAAUAUGGCUCUUGCAGCUAUUGAUUCAUGUUAGACCAAAUUUUCCAAGGAAUACAUGGAGUGAUCGGAUGCGGCGCUUAUUUGUAAAGAUUUUGAAGUUUAUCGUGUAUUCAGCUUUUCUUUCUUAUUUAGGUAGUCCUUUAGUUGGAAGGGGGUAUAAAUAUUUGUCUCAAUACUAA
Ambispora leptoticha is the source of this 1554-nucleotide messenger RNA. The record is from the annotation of a GenBank genome assembly. Lineage: Eukaryota; Fungi; Glomeromycota; Glomeromycetes; Archaeosporales; Ambisporaceae.